Molecule: messenger RNA, 725 nt
Organism: Saccostrea cuccullata (small rock oyster)
Lineage: Eukaryota; Metazoa; Mollusca; Bivalvia; Ostreida; Ostreidae
Exons: 4
Coding region: 116-697 (193 amino acids)
Source: RefSeq, a predicted model, not a curated record
CUGGAAAUCCCCUAGGAAGAUAUAAUAACAAAGUGAACUUUAAAGAUAAAACAUUUACGAGUAAAAGAAGUACAGGUGGACAAGAUUCUUAUUACAGAGUUUACCGGUAAAAAAAAUGGCUGUUCACAUUCAAGUGGCCCUCUUGGGUAUCCUUUCCUGUCUUAUAUCAGGAAAUGACGCAAAUGAUAUAUACACCUUCAAAAAGGGAGAUGAUAGUAUAUUUUACUACAAAUAUUACUACUAUGCAGAAGAGGCAGCAAAAAGUAAAAUGAGUACAGGCGAAAUAGUAGGACUUGUCGUCGGAAUCAUAGGGGGGUGUCUUGUGUUCGUGUUUCUCUGUGUUUGCUGCAUUGUUUGGUGUGUCCGCAGUAGUGAACCCAGAGGAGCGCCCCCUGGGCGAAUGUCAAACUUCAACCUGUCUCCACAGACUCGGAGGAGAGAGCGCACGCUAGGAGAAGUUCCAAGAAGAGUGGGUGUAUUGAGAAUUGUUCGAGUUUUUGGAAUUCGUGUUCAAGGACCGGAAGAAGGGGCUACAAAUCCCACAAUGCCGCCUGAUUACAGCGAAGCGGUGAAAAAUCAACCGCCAUCUUAUGACGAAGCGACCUCUGGUGGAAUAGUAAAUCCAGGUUUUGGAAUGUCAAAUCCAAGUGAUUCAUCACAUUUCCAAGAUACAAGAACAAUCGACUCUAAUGCAUAAUAGUCAUGUCGAUCAUUUAAGAGAGAGA